AUGGACGCCAGGAAGGCCUCGAAAAAGCGCAAGGCGGUUACUCGCGACAUUGAGGAGGAAGCUGGAGUUUUCUCUGGCGACGAGCUCAGCGCAAAGAACCUCGAUGGCGCUCUGUCGGAUAACAACAAUGACCUGUCUGAGAGCGAGGAAGAAGAUAGCGACUCCGAAAUCGAGUUGAUUGACGACUUUUCCAGCGAUGAAGAUGAGGAAGACGGAGAUGAACUGGACAGCGAUGAGAUUCCAUCCGACGCCGACGAGUCUAACCCGACUACUCCCAAGGUUACACCUGUCGACAACGAGCCCAAUUUCCGCGUCGUCAAGGAUGCCAAUGGCAACGACCGCUACCUCUACGACGAAAUCAACCCCGACGACAACUCUGACUACUCCGAUAUCGAUGAGAACGCCAAUACUAUUGGUGAUAUCCCUCUGUCCUUCUAUGAUCAGUACCCUCACAUUGGUUACGAUAUCAAUGGCAAAAAGAUCAUGCGCCCUGCGAAGGGCGAGGCUCUUGAUGCAUUGCUGGACAGCAUCGAGAUACCGAAGGGAUGGACUGGUCUCACAGAUCCUUCCACUGGCAAGCCACUGGAGUUGAGCCAAGAGGAAUUGGAGCUGAUUAAGAAGGUUCAAUUGAAUGAGACCACCGUGGAUGGCUAUAACCCAUACGAGCCCCUCGUCGAGUACUUUUCUAGCCAGCAAGAGAUCAUGCCUCUCAGCGCCGCCCCAGAGCCGAAGCGUCGUUUCGUUCCCUCCAAACAUGAGGCGAAGCGUGUUAUGAAGCUCGUGAAGGCUAUCCGCGAAGGUCGCAUCCUUCCUUAUAGGCCUCCGGAGGAGCGCGAGGAGAAGGACGAGGACCUCAUCAACUACGAUCUGUGGGCGGAUGAGGCUGAGCGCAAGGAUCACCCGAUGCACAUUCCUGCGCCCAAGCUUCCGCCUCCCGGCUAUGAGGAGAGUUACCACCCUCCUGCUGAGUACUUGCCUGAUAAGAAGGAGCGCAAGGAGUGGGAGCAGACCGACCCCGAGGACCGUGAGAAGGAUUUCUUGCCCAACGACUAUGCGUCCCUGCGCAGAGUGCCGGGAUAUGAAAACUUCAUCAAGGAGAAGUUCGAGCGCUGCCUUGAUCUCUAUCUUGCGCCCCGUGUGCGUCGCAGCAAAUUGAACAUCGACCCCGAGAGCCUGCUCCCCAAGUUGCCUAGUCCCGAAGAGUUGAAGCCAUUCCCCACUGCAUGCGCCACCGUAUUCCGUGGACACAAGGGCCGUGUCCGCUCCCUGAAUGUGGACCCUAGCGGAAUUUGGCUGGCAACUGGUGGAGACGAUGGUACGGUUCGUGUCUGGGAGCUUCUGACCGGCCGGCAAUUGUGGAGCGUGAAGCUCAGCGAUGAGGAUGCGGUCAAUGUGGUCCGCUGGAGGCCCGGUAAGGAUGCGGUCAUUCUCGCUGCCGCUGCCGGCGAUGAUCUCUUCCUCACAGUUCCCCCGAUCGCCGACCCUGAGAUUGAGAAGACCAGCUUGGAAAUUAUUGAUGCUGGCUGGGGAUAUGCCGCAUCUAACCCUCCCCCAAGCGCUGCUGAGGCCAACAAGAAGAACACCCCCCGCAAUGGAUUCGGCCCUCUGCUGCUCUCACGGAUGCUGGAGUUUGCGUGGUUAUUCCUCUUCGCUACAUUCCCAAGUCGAUUUCAUGGCACCGUCGCGGUGACUACUUCGUCACUGUCUGCUCGGCAUCUCACUCAAUACCCCUUCCGCCGACGCCUCAAGGGUGGUGGUCCUCCCCAGACUGCGCACUUCCACCCUUCGAAACCCAUCCUCUUCGUGGCCAACCAGCGCUCCAUCCGCGGUUACGAUCUUUCCCGCCAACUGCUGGUCAAGAUCGUGCAGCCCGGUGCUCGCUGGAUCUCUUCCUUCGACAUCCAUCCAACUUCGUCCAGUGCUUCGGGUGGCGACAACAUCAUUGUCGGCUCCUACGACCGCCGCCUGCUUUGGCACGAUCUUGACUUGUCACAGCGUCCCUAUAAAACCCUGCGCUACCACCGCAAGGCCAUCCGUGCCGUCAAGUUCCAUCCCGGUGGUCGCUAUCCUCUGUUCGCCGACGCCAGUGAUGACGGCUCCCUGCAGAUCUUCCACGGCAGCGUCACGGGCGACAUGCUCAGCAAUGCUACCAUUGUUCCGCUCAAGGUCCUCAAGGGUCACAAGAUUACUGGCGAGCUUGGUGUGCUCGAUCUCGACUGGCACCCUCGCGAAGCCUGGUGUGUUAGUGCCGGUGCUGAUGGCACAUGUCGCUUGUGGAUGUAA
Messenger RNA from Penicillium macrosclerotiorum, 2283 nucleotides. RefSeq names its product ribosome biogenesis protein ERB1 (gene erb1). Gene Ontology annotation, molecular function: protein binding; ribonucleoprotein complex binding. The transcript has 2 exons. The coding region runs from base 1 to 2283 and encodes 760 amino acids. Gene Ontology annotation, biological process: ribosome biogenesis; maturation of LSU-rRNA from tricistronic rRNA transcript (SSU-rRNA, 5.8S rRNA, LSU-rRNA). NCBI's taxonomy places the organism in Eukaryota, Fungi, Ascomycota, Eurotiomycetes, Eurotiales, Aspergillaceae. The record is from RefSeq and is a predicted model, not a curated record. Gene Ontology annotation, cellular component: PeBoW complex; preribosome, large subunit precursor.